Xiphophorus hellerii (green swordtail) is the source of this 1626-nucleotide messenger RNA. It is a transcript of the gene btd, whose product is annotated as biotinidase. Gene Ontology annotation, molecular function: hydrolase activity, acting on carbon-nitrogen (but not peptide) bonds, in linear amides. The transcript is spliced from 6 exons. Bases 13 to 1515 code for a protein of 500 amino acids. The record is from RefSeq and is a predicted model, not a curated record. Lineage: Eukaryota; Metazoa; Chordata; Actinopteri; Cyprinodontiformes; Poeciliidae.
GAACAAGGGAAAAUGCUGGUUGUCGUUCUGCUCCUCUUUUGUCUCGGUGAGACUGAGUCCGCUGGGGACUCGUACGUGGCUGCUGUGUACGAGCACAGAGUCAUCCUGAACCCGAACCCUAGGGUCCCCGUGACCCGUCGCGAAGCCCUGAUCCACAUGCAGAAGAACCUGGACAUCUACGAAGAGCAGGCUGCUAAAGCUGCACAGCAGGGAGUCCAGAUACUUGUGUUUCCAGAAGACGGUAUUCACGGUUUUAACUUCACCCGUUCAUCCAUUUCCGGAUACUUGGAAACCAUUCCUGACCCUCAGGAGGAGAGCUGGAACCCCUGCACCGAGCCUGACAAAUACAACAACACUGAGGUUCUCCAGCGACUGAGCUGCAUGGCCCGUGGCAACAACCUCUACCUGGUGGCAAACAUGCCUGAUCUGCAACCCUGUCCCUUGAAGACAGCCCCGUCCACAUGCCCCCCUGAUGGACACUGGCAGUUCAACACCAAUGUGGCUUUCAAUUCUGAUGGUCUGCUGGUGGCACGGUACCAUAAAUAUAACCUCUUUUUUGAAAAAUCCUUUGACACGCCUCCAAAGCUUGAACUCAUCACAUUUGAUACGCCCUUUGCUGGAAAGUUUGGUCUCAUCAUCUGCUUUGACAUCCUGUUCCACGAUCCCACAGUAGCCCUGGUGAAAAUGGGUGUGCGUCAGCUGAUUUUCCCCACAGCGUGGAUGAAUGAGCUCCCCCUUUUGGACUCGAUCCAAUUUCACAGGGCCCUCAGUCUUGGGGCCAAUGUUACGGUUCUGUCUUCAAACCUUCGUAAUGACCAGCUCAGAAUGACAGGAAGUGGUAUCUACACCCCAUUUUCUGCUACCUUCCACCACGCCGUGAAGGGAGACCCAGAGGAGGGCCGACUGCUUGUGGCCACAGUCCCGGUCUUAGGUCCAGUUGGGAUGAAAGAUGUGACUGAAUCAAUGUCACCUGUGCCUGCAGAGUCUGAUUACUGCCACACAGAUCGCUGUGCUGAUUCCCCUUCACCUGCUUCCUCUGACCCCACCUUCAUAGGAACCAUGAUGCAUGACCCAUUUAAAUUUGUCCUCAUAAAGGAGGCAGAAGGCAAUCUCACAGUGUGUGAUGGUAAAUUCUGCUGCCACCUUCAGUACAAGUGGACGGCACAUGACGAAAGGAAGGAACUGUAUGCAUUGGGAGCAUUUGCAGGAACGCACACCGUUGAUGGACGAUACGCCUUGCAGGUAUGUGCAGUAGUCCGCUGUGCAGGACUGGAGGCCAGCUCAUGUGGGCAGAAAGUGGAGGAGGCGGAGUCUAAGAUGGACUUCCUGUUGGAGGCAACUUUCCAGACAGAUUACGUGUACCCUUCAGUUCUGGUGAACCGCCUGGCGCUGGAGCAACCUGAUAAGCUGGAGAAAGCAACAGGUGGGAGAUUGGCCAUGAAACACUCCAACCUGAGCGGAGGCCUGAUCACUGCCUGUCUGUACGGACGAAUGUACCAGCUGGAUAAUGAAUGAUCUGCUGUGGAAUACCAGAGAGAUACUUCUAUUGAGUUCUGAUUGAGAUUAUGGAUGACAGACCUCACAUCUUGUGAUGUACAAACUAAAUAAAACAAAUCUUUUUAUUCA